Messenger RNA from Saccharomyces eubayanus, 342 nucleotides. RefSeq names its product mitochondrial 37S ribosomal protein mS38 (gene QRI5). The record is from RefSeq and is a predicted model, not a curated record. Bases 1 to 342 code for a protein of 113 amino acids. The transcript has a single exon. NCBI's taxonomy places the organism in Eukaryota, Fungi, Ascomycota, Saccharomycetes, Saccharomycetales, Saccharomycetaceae. Gene Ontology annotation, biological process: mRNA processing.
AUGCUAGGAAGGGCAUUGCGACCUGGGUGGCUGGGUAUUACCAGAGCGACAGCGAGGUACCCGAUCUGCGGGACCUGCGCUAACAGAACGAUGCACACGGUGACGACGGGCAUGCCUGCCAUGCAAGAGGGUAUGCUGAGCUCAAUGACGAUGAUGACGAUGAUGACGACAACAACGACGAGGAUCAGCAGCACGGUUAGCGAGCCGUUGGCCGGCUCGAGCAUAGUGAUGCAGCUGGACUCUGUGAUGAGAAAGAGGAAGAAAAAGAUGAAGAAGCACAAACUGCGGAAGAGAAGAAAGCGGGAGAAGGCGGAGAGAAGAAAGCUGUCUCAGGGUAGGUAA